CCUUCCUUGACCUAACAACUACCGCCACGAUACGAUCUAGACAUCUUCUGCACAACCCAAUUCUCGCAACCAAAACAAACGCACCCACCCGAAUCCCACCCACCUCAAUUCCAGAAAUCCCCCACCAUGGCCGACGGAAUCGACCGCCGCGAAGACCAACGUCUGGAAUUCUCCACGACGAAGGAGGUAACGGUAGCGCCGACCUUCGAGGCGAUGCACCUGAAGGAAACGCUGCUGCGCGGAAUCUACGCCUACGGCUACGAGUCCCCCUCUGCUGUGCAGUCCCGCGCAAUCGUCCAGAUCUGCAAGGGCCGCGACACUAUCGCCCAGGCGCAGUCCGGAACCGGAAAGACGGCUACGUUCUCGAUCUCGAUACUGCAGGUCAUUGACACGGCGGUGCGAGAGACCCAAGCGCUGGUUCUCUCCCCCACCCGUGAAUUGGCAACUCAGAUCCAGUCCGUUAUUAUGGCGCUUGGCGACUACAUGAACGUGCAAUGCCACGCGUGCAUUGGCGGCACCAAUAUCGGCGAGGACAUUCGCAAGCUCGACUACGGCCAGCACGUGGUUUCGGGCACGCCCGGACGCGUCGCGGACAUGAUCCGGCGUCGCAACCUGCGCACGCGACAGAUCAAGAUGCUCGUGCUCGACGAGGCCGACGAGCUGCUGAACCGCGGGUUCAGAGAGCAGAUCUACGACGUGUAUCGAUACCUGCCGCCGUCCACCCAGGUCGUCGUCGUUUCUGCUACCCUCCCCUACGAUGUGCUCGACAUGACGCAGAAAUUUAUGACCGACCCCGUGCGCAUCCUGGUUAAGCGUGACGAGCUCACGCUGGAGGGCCUGAAACAAUACUUCAUCGCCGUGGAAAAGGAGGAGUGGAAAUUCGACACGCUCUGCGAUCUCUACGACACACUGACCAUCACGCAAGCCGUCAUCUUCUGCAAUACGCGCAGAAAGGUCGACUGGCUGACGGAGAAGAUGCGGGAGGCCAACUUCACGGUCAGCAGCAUGCACGGCGAGAUGCCGCAGAAGGAGCGUGAUGCCAUCAUGCAGGAGUUCCGGCAGGGAAACAGCAGAGUCCUCAUUUCGACCGAUGUCUGGGCGAGAGGUAUCGACGUCCAACAGGUCUCCUUAGUCAUCAACUACGACCUGCCGAGCAAUCGUGAGAAUUACAUCCAUCGCAUCGGUAGAUCGGGCCGUUUCGGACGCAAAGGUGUCGCCAUUAACUUUGUCACCAGCGAGGACGUCAGGAUCUUGAGAGAUAUCGAGUUGUUCUACAGCACCCAAAUCGACGAAAUGCCCAUGAACGUCUCCGACCUACUAGCAUAAGUGGGCAUGAACUGCGUCGGGGAAACUGUGUAGAUUACCAUAAUUUGAUAGUUACUUUCUCAGUUGUUGAAGACCUGGGCAAAAAGGAAAAGGAAUAAGUGAGGGGGAAAUGGGCUAUGACUACCAAUGGUUUGUGCCCCGGCCCCUGUUGUGGUGCAACUAUUCAUUAAUGAGCACUCGCUUACAUAUUGUGUGUGAUAGACUCUUUUUUUACUUGAUGAGGGGUGAGAAUGAGUAGGGCACUGAGAAUGUAGUUAUCGGGGUGAUGAUGCUCAAUGAGAUCAAUGAUAUGAACAAAUG
Tricharina praecox is the source of this 1626-nucleotide messenger RNA. RefSeq names its product putative eukaryotic translation initiation factor eIF-4A subunit. Gene Ontology annotation, molecular function: mRNA binding; ATP binding; RNA helicase activity. The transcript is spliced from 3 exons. Lineage: Eukaryota; Fungi; Ascomycota; Pezizomycetes; Pezizales; Pyronemataceae. Gene Ontology annotation, cellular component: nucleolus; catalytic step 2 spliceosome. The record is from RefSeq and is a predicted model, not a curated record. The coding region runs from base 127 to 1326 and encodes 399 amino acids.